GCCGGCCGGACUCUCCCCUCCCCCUCCCCCUCCCCUGUCUCCUCGCUCGAUUCCCCCCGAACAGGAUCAGCUGAGCGCGCUAGGGUUCCUCACCCCGCCGCCCGCUCCUCUCCUCUCCUCCUCCCUCCUCCCUCCGACGAGCGAGGGCCUCCUCCGGCCCCCGCAGCAGCCGGCGAGCGCGGCCCCGACGCGCCCACCCCGCCUGCCCCUGCCGACCUCCGCCCCCGGUCACCUCCGCAGCAGCCGGCGAGCCAAGGACGGUGCCGUGACCCUCGCCGCCACCUCCCGCCGUCUCUUCCUGCGCGUGGCCGGCGGCUGCUCUCCUUCGACCGCUGCCUGCCCGUGCUCCAGGUUUUCUUGCAAUGGUUUUCGGUGGCGGCUUCAAAUUUUUAGUGGGAGUGGGAUGUGGCGUCUAUGUGGCUCAGAACUACAACGUUCCAAAUGUCAAGAAGCUGUUCAACACGUAUGUUUUCCUGGCAAAGCACGUUGAGGAAACGUACCGUAAGCCGCCGAAGAAAGACGACGACUGAUUAUUAUCAUGCCCAUGGCGAAAAGAAGUAUAUAUAUACUCUGACUUGACAGAAACAUGAUCUUCGUGAAUGUUAAAAGGAGUUAUGAUCUUUUCAAGAGCUGAGAACACCAGCUGUGAAGUUUGUCAUGGCAAGGUUUGUGGAUCUUUAUGAUGAAAACCUUAUUGUUUUUUAACGUCCGAUUCAAAUAUUAUGGCAUAAAUGGGUGUCUGGCAUCUUACCAAGAGUGCCCUGAUUUGCUUC
Molecule: messenger RNA, 773 nt
Organism: Triticum dicoccoides
Lineage: Eukaryota; Viridiplantae; Streptophyta; Magnoliopsida; Poales; Poaceae
Exons: 2
Coding region: 363-530 (55 amino acids)
Source: RefSeq, a predicted model, not a curated record